This is a messenger RNA of Panicum hallii, 1566 nucleotides long. Its product is annotated as phosphatidylinositol transfer protein PDR16-like. NCBI's taxonomy places the organism in Eukaryota, Viridiplantae, Streptophyta, Magnoliopsida, Poales, Poaceae. The transcript is spliced from 7 exons. The record is from RefSeq and is a predicted model, not a curated record. Gene Ontology annotation, molecular function: phosphatidylinositol transfer activity. The coding region runs from base 402 to 1286 and encodes 294 amino acids.
CCUCCACGAAAGCGCACUGCUCUGAUCGGCGAACUUCUAGAAGUCCCCCUCCCUCCCUCCCUCGGUCUCGGCGCGGGCCCGUUGAUUCCUGCGCCCUCGGGGCUCGGGAGGACAGGAGGAGAGGAGAGGACCGGCGAGCGUGGUGGAGACUGGAGAGGGAGGAAAGAAAAUUCCAGUCCAACUCAUAGCGCCAGCUCCCUCCCUUCGCCUUUUCUUCUUCUUCUUCGCCGGCGGCCCUGGCCAGGCUAGUCUUGCCGCCUGUGCGCUACGAAUCGCAGCUCCCGGGGGCUCCUGCCUUCUUGCGUAUCCUACAAACAGAAGCUUGCAAGCUGAUAGUGAAGGGGACAUACCAUAACUCCAGGAAUAAGAAGGGUUGAGCGGCGCUGGUAGUGAAAGAAACCAUGUUUAGGAGAAGGCACACCUCUCAUUUCGAUUCUACUGAUGCAGAUCAGCGAAAAGCAAAGAUCAAUGAACUGAAAGAUGCACUUGGGCCUUUGUCUGCCCGCGGUGAGAAGUACUGCACUGUAGCAUGCUUGGCAAGAUAUCUAGAAGCCCGCAACUGGAAUGUUGCCAAGGCUAGAAAAAUGUUGGAAGAAAGUCUCAAGUGGAGGGCAGCUUACAGGCCGGAAGAUAUUCGCUGGCCUGAAGUUUCUGUUGAAGCGGAAACAGGUAAAAUGUACAGGGCAAGUUUUCAAGAUAGAGAGCGGCGAACUGUUAUUGUUAUGGCACCGGCAAAGCAGAAUACAUCGGUUCAUGAAGGGCAGAUACGGUUCCUUGUAUAUACUUUAGAGAAUGCUGUCCUGAACCUGCCUGAAGGUCAAGAGAAAAUGGUCUGGCUGAUAGACUUCACAGGAUGGACAAUGGCAAAUGCUGUUCCUAUAAAGACUGCCCGAGAAACUGCAAAUAUCCUGCAAAAUCAUUACCCUGAGAGGCUGGCCGUUGCACUUCUAUUUAAUCCCCCGAAAGUAUUCGAAGCGUUUUGGAAGGUUAUCAAGUAUUUCCUUGACCCAAGAUCGAUCGAGAAGGUGAAGUUCGUGUACCUGAAGGAUGAGGAGAGCAUGAAGGUCAUGCACAAGUACAUUGACCCAAAAGUCCUUCCUGUUGAGUUUGGGGGCAAGAACGAUGUGGUUUACAACCAUGAGGAGUACUCUGAGUUGAUGACAAAAGAUGACAUCAAAACUGCUAACAUUUGGGCAGAAGAUGCAAAAACUGACCAUGCUAACGAUGUCAUCAGUGGGCCCUUGGUUCCUGAGGUCACCCCUCUGCCGUCACUAAUUACUACUUAAGCCAGUUAUGGAGUAUCAAGCCCUCCUAAGAUAAGAGUUAUUUCGUAUAGCUUUCAAGGAAGGAAAAUAGACAGGUAGUGGGGUGUUGAGUUAUUGACAGUCAAACAGAAAUGAAUGAAUAACAAAUAAUGUAUUACUUGUUCAUACUCAGACCUGUUCAUGUAAUCAAACGGUACAUCCAGAGUCCAGACGUUGUACUUCAAGAGAAUUUCAUCAUUGGUAAUUGGGUGUCAGUCAGACCCCCAACCCAAAGGAAUGAAGGGUAUAAUAUUUCGGCAAA